GUAUCGUGUGAUAGUGUGGGUUUCGCCUUCUCGUGUUCGUCUUGGCAUGCAUUCUAAAACGGCAUUACAUUCAUGACACAGGGUAUUCACACGGUCUAAAUAUAGGCUAACUUUCGAAAUACUGACGGAUAUACCGUAGAACGCAAGGAGAGAUCCAAAUGGAUUUCUUUUUGAAUGCAAUGUUCCGAGUGGUUUGACAGAACGGAAAUUUGAAGAGCAGAAUUUCGACGUUGGCCUACUAAUGUGUCAAACACUUGAUUCUGGUAACCUCGUUGCCUGGCGUUAAAAGUCUGCUGAAGUUAUUAGCAACAUUCAAAGAAGCGCGGAAUGAUCUUUCUCCAGAAGUGAGUCCAGGGAGUCGAUUACGGACAAACACAAAUUACUGCAAACAAAAAAGCAGGGCAAAACGCAACGAAAAUUAUUCACCGCAUUUACGCGUGGAAUUUUCGGAAAGGUCGGAAAAGUGUUCAUGUAAAACAUUGAAACAGCGGAAGGAUGAGUUUGCUAUUACUUUCGACUUUCUUGCUCAGUAUUGUAUGCGUGCCCGGGGCCCUGGCUGGCUGUGCGGAGGUGGUCUCCAUGACUGAGGCAGUGGCUGGACAGGGCUUCCUCCUGGGUUGCAUCUCCUGUAAGAGGAGGGAAGAGGUCCCUGCAUCCACCAGCGUGGACUGGUUCUUCAAACCCCUGGAAGCGGAGGACUUCUACCAGAUCUUCCACUACGAGCACCCCACCUCCACCGUCUUGCACGAGGACUUUGAGGAGCGUCUGGAGUGGCACGGUACGAAGGGGACCACUGACGUGCAGAUCGGGGCCCUCUGGCUGAGCAACGUCACCUACAACGACACGGGCACGUACCGCUGCUCCUUCGAGCGCAUCCUGGAACUGUCGGACAAGGAGAGGCCCGAAGAGAAGGUCCUGAUCCACAAGGAGGUGGAGCUCACAGUGGUGGCUGAAGCCAAUCGGGAGCUGGUGUCGGUGAUUGCGGAGGUGAUGAUGUACGUGCUGAUCGUGGUGCUGCAGCUGUGGCUGAUCGGCGUGCUGGUGCACUGCUACAGGAAGAUCUGGGCCGAGCGCGAGGCCUUCGCCGCCCGCCGGGCGCUGCGCCAUCCAGCGAUUCCAGACUCCAAAGACAACUGUGAUGGGGUUCUUUUGGAAUAACGCACUUCCGAUGAUCAACCUGUAAAAGCAAUUGUCAAGACAAGGGAUAAACUACUAUUUUAAGUGUUUUAAUGAAGAAAUGCCACGGUCUCGACUCAUUAUUGUCAAAAGAAAUGCUACAAUUGUAGUGGCACAGGGCAAAAAAAAAGUAUAGUGAUGAGAAAUGUACUUGCUAACUUGCGAGUGUAAGCAAAAUCAUUUAUAACUGCGACAAGCUUCCAGAUUGCAAGGCAGUAACUAGCCAAUCAGAGUUCACAAAAUGUAACAUAUCACCGAAGGUCAGGUAUUUCCAUGGGUAUGCAUAGCUAAAAACGUGUCAAGUGUAAAUGGUGUAAGAUUAGCAUGGGUUAUCUAGGUACAUAUAGGGUGUAUACAGGGUCGUGGUUCAAUUGUGUUCUAAAAUCUGCAUUCAGAAAUCAUUUAAAACAGACAAGUGAACAGAUGGCCACUCCCUGAGAGCAAAUAAGGAGAGCAAAUUAACAUUUCCCAUGAUGCUCAAGCAGGAUUUUAAUUAAUUUGUGGAAUUUGGGUGAAUUUCCUGAACUGGCUGAUGGGAGUGGGUAACAUGCGCAUGUUUGUUGCUGCAGUGUUGGCCAUCUUAGGAAGUACAGGACUGCAGCAAUCAAUGUCUCAGUACACACAGGAAAACUACAGUGGUCAGCUUAUUACAGGUUACUUUUAAGAUGCAAUAUGUUGCUUUGGAAAUGACAUGCACUUUGUCGGGUGGACGACAGUGUUAAAUCUGCUAGAUGAUGAUUGUAUGCUACUGUGAAUGAAAUAAUGAAUUACCUGCCAUAACAGUUCAAAUAAAUGACACAGCA
Conger conger (European conger) is the source of this 1979-nucleotide messenger RNA. RefSeq lists its product as uncharacterized. The record is from RefSeq and is a predicted model, not a curated record. Gene Ontology annotation, molecular function: sodium channel regulator activity. Bases 496 to 1158 code for a protein of 220 amino acids. The transcript is spliced from 6 exons. Gene Ontology annotation, biological process: cardiac muscle cell action potential involved in contraction; sodium ion transport; regulation of heart rate by cardiac conduction. Gene Ontology annotation, cellular component: voltage-gated sodium channel complex. NCBI's taxonomy places the organism in Eukaryota, Metazoa, Chordata, Actinopteri, Anguilliformes, Congridae.